This is a messenger RNA of Cottoperca gobio, 9390 nucleotides long. It is a transcript of the gene celsr2, whose product is annotated as cadherin, EGF LAG seven-pass G-type receptor 2. Gene Ontology annotation, molecular function: calcium ion binding; G protein-coupled receptor activity. The transcript is spliced from 34 exons. Gene Ontology annotation, biological process: cell surface receptor signaling pathway; G protein-coupled receptor signaling pathway; homophilic cell-cell adhesion. The coding region runs from base 189 to 9218 and encodes 3009 amino acids. Gene Ontology annotation, cellular component: plasma membrane. Lineage: Eukaryota; Metazoa; Chordata; Actinopteri; Perciformes; Bovichtidae. The record is from RefSeq and is a predicted model, not a curated record.
GAGUGUGUGAGCCGCUCCGGCCAAGGUUACUGCGGGUUUACCUCUUCAUAUCAGCCGGAGUGACCGGAGAGAAGUGCACCCGCUGAGAACAUGGCUCCUCUGCAACAAAGGGAAAGUCACAGGCGGAAAGUUUAAAGGAAUAAGGAGCUGCAGAAAUCUCCACUCGGAGACACACAAACUGAGGAGAGAUGCACUUCGUUAAAUGGGAUUUGUUGUUGAUUUACUGGUGGUGUAAACUGGUUUCGCUGGUGCAUUGUUACACCGUUCACAUCAGUGAGGAUGCGGGACCAAGGAUGGUGGUGGCCGGCGUGGAGCGGGGCGCGCGGUGCACUUUGGAUCAGGUACUCGCUCCCAAAUUUACGGAGCAGUUUCUGGAAACUGACGCGGCGGCGGGCAUUGUGUUUGUUUCGGACUCGAUAAAGUGCCCCUCGCUGCUUUCAAACCCCUUCACCGUGUACACUGUAACAGACUGCACGGACUCCGGCUACAGGCACCUCCUCACCAGCCAGUACGAAGUGCAUGUUCACGGUAGGAACUGUUCAAACAAGCGUAAAAGAAAACCUCAGUGGGACAUGGAGGUGCUGAGUUUGUUUAGCACCCACAGUCACCACCGCUCAGAGUGCCACGAAGCAGGUUCGGCUUUAUUUGCAGUGGGGGGUCUGCUACCUGGAGCCCCGCUCCGCUGCAAAGUCACCAACAGUCGGGACUUUUACUUCUCUGAGGGGGACUUGUUUGUGUCCGAGACGCUGUGCUGGAGACAGGACACACUCCUGGAGCUAGACCUGCUCUGUGAUGUACUCACAGGAAAUGGAGUGAGUGCUGAAGUCAACCCCAUCUCCAUCCACUGGCGCGUGGGGCAGGGCCCCUUUAGGCAAGGCCACUUAGGGAAGUUGUUAGUAAAGGCAGGUCAGUCUGAUUCAGGGAUUGUGAGCAGGAGGAGGAGAAGCAUCAACAGCAGUCCUCAGUUUCAACCUCCAAUGUACCAAGUGUCUGUGGCAGAGAAUAAGCCAGCUGGGACUCAUGUUGUUGUUUUGAAAGCAGUGGAUGUGAAUGAGGGGGAGGCAGGCAGGCUGGAGUAUUUUAUAGAAGCUCUCUUUGAUAGCCGCUCCAACAAUCUCUUUGCUGUGGACCCGGCCAGCGGUGCCGUGUCCACAGUAGAGGUGCUGGACCGGGAGACAAAAGACACCCAUGUGUUUCGUGUGACCGCCGUGGACCACGGCACGCCCCGGCGUACAGGAAUGGCAACACUCACAAUCACAGUCAGUGACAGUAAUGAUCAUGGCCCCGUGUUUGAGCAGCAGGACUAUAAGGAAAGUAUCAGGGAGAAUCUGGAAAUAGGCUAUGAAGUGUUAACUGUGAGGGCGACAGAUGGGGAUGCACCUGUUAAUGGUAAUAUCCUUUAUCGCAUCAUCAACAACAACGGGUCCAAUGAGGUGUUUGAGAUUGAUUCGAGGUCUGGUGUAAUCCGCACCAAAGGUACGGUAGACAGAGAGGAGGUGGAAACCUAUAUGCUGUUAGUUGAGGCAAAUGACCAAGGUCGUGACCCUGGGCCCCGCAGCGCCACAGCUACGGUUAAUAUUGUGGUUGAGGAUGACAAUGAUAAUGCUCCCCAGUUCAGCGAGAAACGCUAUGUGGUGCAGGUGCCAGAAGACAUGGCCCCUAACACAGAGAUCCUGCAGGUCACCGCCUCAGAUCAGGACAGAGGGAGCAACGCUGUCAUUCACUUCAGCAUCAUGAGCGGGAACACCAGGGGUCAGUUUUACAUUGAUGCUCAGACAGGUAACAUGGACCUGGUGAGUCACCUGGAUUACGAGGCGAACAAAGAAUACACUCUAAGAAUCAGAGCCCAGGAUGGAGGACGCCCUCCGCUCUCCAACAUCAGCGGCCUGGUCACGGUGCAGGUGCUGGAUGUUAAUGACAACGCCCCCAUUUUUGUCAGCACCCCAUUCCAGGCCACCGUGCUGGAGAACGUGCCGCUGGGCUACUCCAUCAUCCACAUCCAAGCUGUGGAUGCGGACUCUGGCGACAACUCUAGGCUAGAGUAUCGCCUUACUGAAACUACUCCGAACUUCCCCUUCAGCAUCAACAACAGCACGGGGUGGAUUAUAGUGUCAGCCGAGCUGGACAGGGAGAGUGUAGAUUUUUACAACUUUGGAGUGGAGGCCCGAGAUCAGGGCUACCCCGUCAUGUCCUCCUCAGCCAGCAUCAGCAUGACUAUUCUCGACGUCAACGACAACAACCCAGAGUUCACUCAGAAGGCGUAUUACAUGCGACUGAAUGAAGAUGCAGCCGUGGGCACCAGCGUGGUGACGGUGUCAGCUGUUGACCAGGACAUCAACAGUGUGGUGACCUAUCAGAUAUCUAGUGGAAACACCCGCAACAGAUUUUCCAUCACAAGUCAGAGCGGCGGGGGGCUCAUUACACUGGCGCUGCCUUUAGACUACAAACUAGAACGGCAGUAUGUCCUCACCGUCGCUGCAAGCGAUGGUACACGUCUUGACACCACCAAAGUGUUUGUUAAUGUCACUGAUGCCAACACACACCGGCCUGUGUUUCAGAGCUCACACUACACCGUCAACAUCAACGAGGACAGGCCGGUCAGCACCACUGUUGUGGUAAUAAGUGCCACAGAUGAAGACACAGGUGAGAACGCACGAAUCACCUACUUUAUGGACGACAGCAUCCCUCAGUUUGAGAUCGACUCCGACACAGGAGCUGUCACCACACAGAUGGAGCUGGACUACGAGGACCAAGUGUCCUAUACACUAGCCAUCACUGCUCGGGAUAACGGCAUCCCUCAGAAGUCUGAUACCACCUACCUGGAGAUACUGGUGAAUGACGUCAACGACAACUCCCCCCGCUUCCUCAGAGACCACUAUGUGGGCUCCGUCAUGGAAGACGUGCCGGUGUUCACCAGCGUGGUCCAGGUUUCUGCCACUGAUAGAGAUUCUGGGCUCAACGGCCGCGUCUUCUACACCUUCCAGGGCGGGGAGGAUGGCGAUGGAGACUUUAUAAUUGAAUCCACCUCUGGAAUUGUUCGCACACUGCGCAGGUUAGACAGAGAAAAUGUGCCUGUUUACAGCCUGCAGGCGUUCGCUGUAGAUAAAGGGGUUCCUGCUCUGAAAACACCAGUGAACAUCCAGGUAACAAUCCUAGAUGUGAAUGACAACCCGCCUGUGUUUGAGAAAGAUGAGUUUGACAUCAUGGUGGAGGAGAACAGCCCCAUAGGUAUUGUGGUAGCACACAUAUUAGCCACAGAUCCAGAUGAAGGCAGUAAUGCACAGAUCAUGUACCAGAUAGUGGAGGGAAACAUCCCCGAGGUGUUCCAGCUGGACAUCUUCUCUGGAGAACUGACUGCAUUAAUAGACCUGGACUAUGAGACAAGAUCUGAGUAUAUAAUUGUUGUCCAGGCCACCUCCGCCCCUCUGGUCAGCCGCGCCACAAUCCACAUCAAACUUGUUGACAAGAACGACAACCUGCCCCUGCUCAAAAACUUCCAGAUCAUCUUCAACAACUACGUGACGGACAAAUCGAACAGCUUCCCCACUGGAGUGAUCGGACGCAUCCCCGCACACGACCCCGACGUCUCGGAUCAGCUCCACUACAGCUUCGAGGUGGGAAACGAGCUGAACUUAGUGCUCCUGAACCAAAGCACGGGAGAGAUCCAGCUGAGCCAGGCUCUGGAUAACAACCGGCCCCUGGAGGCCUCCAUGAGGAUCUCAGUGUCAGAUGGUGUCCACUCGGUGUCAGCCCAGUGUCUUCUCCAAGUCACCAUCAUCACUGAUGAAAUGCUGUCCAACAGCAUCACGUUGAGGCUGGCCAACACCUCCCAGGAGCACUUCCUCUCCCUGCUGCUCGCCCAGUUCCUCGACGGUGUGGCCCGCGUCCUGUCCGCCGCCCCCGAAGACGUCGUCAUCUUUAACAUCCAAGACGACACGGACGUCAGCGCUCGCAUCCUCAACGUCAGCCUGUCUGUGGCUGUGCCUGUGUUGGGGGAGGGAAACCAGCGGCUUGGAGGGGUCGGUGACAGGCCUGGGAGAGGGGUUGAAAGUGGAGGAGAGUUUUUCGGCUCGGAGGAACUCCAGGAGAGGCUGUACUUGAACCGCAGCCUCCUCGCUAAGAUCUCCUCGCAGGAAGUUCUUCCCUUUGACGACAACAUCUGCCUCCGAGAGCCGUGUGAGAACUACAUGAAGUGUGUUUCCGUGCUGAAGUUCGACAGCCUGGCGCCGUUUGUUGCAUCAGAUACCAUCCUGUUCAGACCCAUCCACCCCAUCGCCGGGCUGCGCUGUCGCUGUCCCACCGGCUUCACAGGAGACUACUGCGAGACGGAGAUUGACCUCUGCUACUCGAAACCCUGCGGAGCUCACGGUGUGUGUCGAAGCAGAGAGGGAGGCUACACCUGCGAGUGCUUCGAGGACUACACAGGGGAGCGGUGCGAGCUGUCGUCACGCUCGGGCCGCUGUGCUCUGGGAGUCUGCAAGAACGGCGGCUCCUGUGUCAACCUGCUGGUCGGCGGGUUUAAGUGCGAGUGUCCGUCGGGCGGCUACGAGAAGCCCUACUGCGAGAUGACCACACGCAACUUCCCCCCACACUCCUUCUUGACCUUCAAGGGCCUCCGCCAGCGCUUUCACUUCACCCUCUCUCUCACAUUCGCCACCAAAGAGCCUAACGGUUUGUUACUCUACAACGGCCGCUUCAAUGAGAAACACGACUUCCUCGCCAUGGAAAUCAUCAAUGAGCAGCUGCAGCUGACCUUCUCUGCAGGCGAGACCAAAACUACAGUUUCACCGUUCCUCGGAGGAGGAGUCAGCGACGGUCAGUGGCAUGUGGUGGAAGUCCACUACUACAACAAGCCGAUCUUAAACCAGGCCGGCCUGCCGCAGGGCCCCUCGGACCAGAAGGUCGUCGUAGUGACGGUGGACAACUGCGACGCCUCCGUGGCUCUCCGGUUCGGUCACAUGAUCGGAAACUACACCUGCUCUGCUCAGGGCAGCCAAUCGGGAUCUAAGAAAUCCCUGGACCUGACCGGCCCCCUGCUCCUCGGAGGGGUCCCUAAACUCCCAGAGGACUUUCCUGUUCGCAACCGGCAGUUCGUGGGCUGCAUGAAGAACCUGCGUAUCGACAACCAGCACAUAGACAUGGCCAGCUUCAUCGCUAACAACGGCACUCUGCCAGGGUGCUCUGCCAAAAGACACUUCUGCAACAACAACCCGUGUCUGAACGGAGGAACCUGUGUGAACCUGUGGGGCUCCUUCAGUUGUGAUUGCCCGCUUGGAUAUGGAGGACAAAGCUGCGAAAGAGUGAUGGCCAGCCCUCAGCGUUUCCUGGGUAACAGUCUGUUGCAGUGGAACAACAUGGCGGCGGCGGCCUCCGUCCCUUGGCAUGUCGAGCUCAUGUUCCGCACGCGUCAGGCCAGCGCUACACUGCUGCACAUCUCCGCCGGCCAGCAGCACAACCUCACACUGCAGCUGCGUGGGGGGAGCGUGUUGAUGGGGCUGCACAGAGGGGAAGACUCGACUCUUUCCCGCGUGGAGGAGGUGCUGGUGAACGAUGGAGACUGGCAUCAUUUGCAGCUGGAUAUUAGCAGUCUGGGGGGAGCAGCGAGCCACCACAAAGCUGUGUUGUCUUUAGAUCAGGGGCUCUACCUGGCCUCUAUGCAGGUUGACGGGAAGCUGCGAGACUCCAAGCUGAAGACUGUGAGCGUUGGUGGUUUGGCAAGGCCUGAUGGGAAAAUUCAGCAUGGCUUCCGUGGCUGUAUACAGGGUCUGCGUGUGGGCGGGGCUCUGAGUCUGUCUCAGGCGAGGAAGGUGAACGUGGAGCCGGGCUGCAGCGUGCCCGACCCCUGCAGCUCCAGCCCGUGUCCUCUCAGCAGCUACUGCAGCGACGACUGGGACAGCUUCUCCUGCACCUGCCUCGCCGGAUACCAUGGCACCAACUGCACUGAUGUCUGCUCAUUAAACCCCUGUGAGCAUGAGUCAACGUGCAGCAGGAAGCCGAGCUCCUCUCAUGGUUACACCUGUGACUGUCCCAGCAACUACUUCGGCCAUUACUGCGAGAAAAAGACCGACUUGCCGUGUCCCAGAGGCUGGUGGGGUCACAAGACCUGCGGCCCCUGUAACUGUCACACAGACAAGGGCUUCGACUCUGACUGCAACAAGACGAGCGGAGAGUGUCGCUGCAAGGACAACCACUACCGUCCUGAAGGCAGCGACACCUGCCUGCUGUGCGACUGCUACCCGGUCGGCUCUUUCUCCAGAGCGUGUGACCGAGAGAGAGGCCAGUGUCAGUGUAAACCCGGCGUCAUCGGACGCCAGUGUGACCGCUGUGACAACCCCUUCGCUGAGGUUUCUCCUAACGGCUGUGAAGUCAUCUAUGACAGCUGCCCUCAGGCCAUCGAGGCUGGGAUCUGGUGGCCCAGGACGAAGUUCGGUCUCCCUGCAGCCGUUCACUGUCCCAAGGGAACGCUCGGCACAGCGAUCCGCCACUGUGAUGAGCACAAGGGCUGGCUCCCUCCCAAUCUCUUCAACUGUACCUCCGUUACCUUCAGCAAGCUCAAAGCCCUGUCUGAAAAGAUUUCCCGCAACGCAUCGCUCCUGGACUUUGGACAAGUUCAGCAGACAGCAGCCAUGUUGGCCAACGCCACCUUGCACACAGAGAAAUACUACGGCAGCGAUGUGAAAGUAGCUUAUCGGCUCACACAGAGUCUGCUGCUGCACGAGAGCAGCCAGCAGGGCUUCAACCUCACAGCGACACAGGACGUCCACUUCACUGAGAAUCUGGUCCGUGUGGGCAGCGCCAUCCUGAAUCCAGACACACGGACGCACUGGGAGCUGAUCCAGCACUCGGAGGGUGGCACGGCGGCGCUGCUGCGCCACUACGAGGACUACGCAAACACACUGGCACAGAACAUGAGGAAGACCUACCUCAGCCCCUUCACCAUCGUCACACCACACAUUGUCAUCUCUGUGGAUCGUCUGAAAAAGAUGAACUUUGCCGGAGCCAAACUCCCGCGGUACCAGUCCCUGAGGGGCCCUCGUCCUGCGGACCUGGAGACGGCCGUCACGCUGCCCGAUUCAGUCUUCCAACUACCUGUGGACACCAAGGGACACAGACACCUGGAUGUCUUCCCAGAGUCCUCGCUGAGGAACCGCUCGGCCAACAGGAAGAGACGCCACCCUGAAGACAACCAGCAGGACGCCAUCGCCAGUGUGAUCAUCUUCCACAGCCUGGCCCAGCUGUUACCAGAGAGCUACGAUCCUGACAAGAGAAGUCUGCGGGUGCCAAAGCGUCCGAUCAUCAACACACCGGUGGUCAGUAUCACAGUGCACGACAACGACGAGCUGCUGCAGCACGUGCUGGACAAACCCAUCACUGUGCAGUUCCGCCUGGUCACCACCGAGGAGCGCUCCAAACCCAUCUGUGUGUUCUGGAACCACACCAUACUUGGCGGUAACGGCGGCUGGUCAGCGAAGGGCUGCGAGGUGGUCUUCAGAAACAACACCCACAUCAGCUGCCAGUGUUAUCACAUGACCAGCUUCGCUGUGCUCAUGGACAUCUCCAGGAGAGAGAACGGAGAGAUUUUGCCUAUCAAAAUCCUGACGUGGAGCACAGUUGGAGUGACGAUGAGCUUCCUCUUCCUCACCACGAUCUUCCUCCUCUGUCUGAGAGCCAUGCAGUGCAACAAGACGAGUAUAAUCAACAAUGGAGGCGUCGCUCUCUUCCUCUCUGAGCUCAUCUUCAUCCUGGGCAUCAACCAGGCAGACAACCCGUUUGUGUGCACAGUCAUCGCCAUCCUGCUGCACUUCUUCUACCUCUGCACUUUCUCCUGGCUCUUCCUGGAGGGGCUGCACGUCUACCGCAUGAUCAGCGAGGUGCGAGACAUCAACUAUGGACCCAUGAGAUUCUACUACCUGAUUGGCUGGGGAGUGCCGGCCUUCAUCACAGGUCUGGCUGUGGGACUGGACCCUGAAGGCUACGGGAACCCAGACUUCUGUUGGCUUUCUAUGUACGACACUCUCAUCUGGAGCUUUGCUGGACCCAUCGCCAUGGUGGUGUCGAUGAACGUCUUCCUGUACAUCCUGUCGUCCAGAGCCUCCUGCUCACUGAGACACCGCAGCAUGGAGAAGAAAGAGUCUCGUGUCUCAGGCCUGAAGACCGCAGGUGGCGUUCUCCUCCUGGUUUCAGUCACAUGUUUUCUGGCGCUCCUCUCCGUCAACAGUGACAUGAUCAUCUUCCACUAUCUGUUCGCUGGGUUCAACUGUGUACAGGGUCCGUUUGUUUUCUUCUUCCGCAUAGUCUUCAAUAAGGAAGCAAGGAAUGCCAUGAAAUACUGCUGCAGCCGCAAGCGCCCAGAUCAUAUGAUCAAAUCCAAGGCCCCUGGCUACAAAUGCAACACAAACUACAUGGACGGCAGGUUGUACCACCUUCCUUUUGGAGACUCCAGUGUGUCUCUGAACGGCACCAUGCAGAGCGGCAAGAGCCAGCAGAGCUACGUGCCGUUUGUCCUCAGGGACGAUGGGUUGAGUAACAGCCAGGCGCACAUCGCUCUGAACGACCACACGUCGCUCUUCCAUGAAACUAAAGAGCACCUGGAGGAUCGCGACAGCGACUCUGACAGCGACUUGUCUCUAGAGGACGACCAGAGCGGCUCCUACGCCUCCACACACUCCUCCGACAGCGAGGACGAGGGUCCACUCACCCCAGAGGAAUGCUGGGAAAACCUGGCGUCUAAUGGGGCUAAGAGACCACAACCCCACGACAACAGUUUGAGUAAGAUGUACUGGCCUGGAGAUUACCCAGCAGCAGCGGUUGACGGCGAGCUCACAGGUACAGACAGACUGAAGGCGGACACUCUGGCCAAUCCAGAGCCGACUAAUGGCCGCGACAGCCGGAUGGUAUCGGACGACCGGACGCAGGACGCCAUGAUGGUGCUGCUGCCCAGUCUGCCAAACAUCUACGCCCACCCUCACAGAGGGAUCCUAAAGAAGAAGCAGCUUUCUCCUAUUGUAGAGAGGAAUGGUCUCAACCGCAUCCACAACAAACUUUGUGAAAUCGCCCCCGGCACGGCGUCUCCGCAGGGAUCCUGCUCCAGUGAUGGUCGAGCCGGCCCAACUAAACCCGGCCUGCCGGAUCAGAUGAAUGGCGUCGCCAUGAGCAUCAAGGCGGGGACGGUGGACGGUGAUUCGUCAGGAUCAGACCACUGCAACACCUCCAUGUGACCUCGCUGACGGAGGGGUGUGUCUUUGCAGGUCAUAGAGCCUCCUUCCUCAACACUGACUGCAAACAAGGAGCACUGGACUUCUCCUUAAAAAGUGGAAAAAGAAGGAAUUCCCCCCUCGUCAUCAUGAACCUCUGAAGGAGUGUGUGUGUGUGUGUGUGUGUGUGUGUGUG